This is a messenger RNA of Adelges cooleyi (spruce gall adelgid), 1878 nucleotides long. Its product is annotated as glutamic acid-rich protein-like. NCBI's taxonomy places the organism in Eukaryota, Metazoa, Arthropoda, Insecta, Hemiptera, Adelgidae. The record is from RefSeq and is a predicted model, not a curated record. Bases 124 to 1482 code for a protein of 452 amino acids. The transcript has a single exon.
CGUGUUGUACCUUAUAAUAUUGUAUUGUUGUUGUUGUUUUUUUUUUUUACCACUAUUAUUAGGUUCUGUGCAGUUUGUCGAUUUUCCGCAUUUUUCCGGCGGUGACAGUAAUUUAUUAUUAUCAUGUUCGCGAUCAAGUGCGCUACCGUGUUGGCCGUCUUGUGGCCGAUCCUGGCGGCGGAAUGCUCGUCGCUGCUGACGGCCAGGCACAAGCGGCAGCUGUUGCAGAACAAGUACGCGGGACUGGGCGACAACGUGGAGAUCCUGCCGGUCGGCGACACAUCCGGGGUGAGUAGUUCCUAUAGCGUUGUCGAGACGUCCAAGUCACCCAGAAAGGAGUACAACACGUACGGCCUGUACACGUCCAAGCGCGCACAGCCCGACUCGCAGCCGGACAACUCGGAGUACAGGACCCACAAGGACAGACCGGUAAGGCCGGCCAAGGCGGGCCGGGACGAACCGCAGUCGGCGUUUAGGUUCCCCGAGGACGGCAGGCCGUCGUCCAGACAGCAGCAGCAGUCCAAGGAAGCGUUCAAGUACGACGACCAGCUGGACACGGUGCUGAAAUCGGCUCCCGAGCAGCAAAAGAGGCCGGCGGCGCUGGUGCCCACUAACCGGAAGAGGUACAAGCCCAAGAAAAGCGCGUCCCGGGAGAGGGGCGACGAGGAGACUUUCGAAGAGACCAAACGGGCGCCGAAAAACAUCAAAGACAUCGUCGAGGAACGGCCGGCCGAGAGCAAGAUCUCGCGCGACCUGAACGACGAGGGCAGCCGGUACAUCGGGCACGGCGCCAGCGGUUACGGUGGCGGCGAGGACUUCGAAAAGGACAAGCACUACGAAAAGGAAGCGGGCCAGAAGUUCCUGGAGGGCCACAAGUCGGAGGAGGGCGAGAAGGCGGAGAAGGCAUUCAAAAACGAGGAGGCGUACGAGAAGGGCGAGAAGGAGGACUUCGGCAGCGACGAAAAGCGCUCGGAGGUGGCGGAGAAGGCGGGCGAGAAGAAGGGCCACGUGGACCAAGCCAAGCACUACGGCGAGGCGUUCCAGGGCAACCAGGGUGAGAAGGGCAUCUCGGUGGUCAAGAAGGGCGGCCACAAGAAGGGCAAGAAGACGUCCGGUUUCCACAAGGUGCACCACAAGGACGAGUACAAGAAGGACGAGGUGUUCUACGACGAGGCGCACGACGGCGACGAGCACGAGGAACACCAGCACGAACACGAGAAGCACGCCAAGGAGAAGGGCGGCAGCGAGAAGAAGGGCCACUCCGACACGGGCUACCACGAGAGCCACGGGUCCAAGAAGGCCGAGAGCGACCACGGUAAGAAGUACGAACAGGCCAAGGGCCACAAGUCCGAGGCCGGCGAACAAGCUCACCACGGCCAGCAUUCCGAGUUCGCCAAGAAGGGAGGCGUCAAGGAGGGCGAAAAGUACGGCCAUACCGACGCGGGCGGUGGCAGCCACUUCGAGAAGGGCGGAUUCUUUUAGGCCUGACCGCCGCGAGGUGCACGCGGUUUCCCCUUUGCUUGUAGGAAAACAUUCCUUUAAUUUACCUCUGACAUGUAACCUCAUCUUACCGUUGGGCAAUUGUUAUUUUCUACAUUGUUUAUUAAGUUUUUUUUUCUUAUUGUAUGUUUCCUACCAUGUAGUCUUAACGAAUAAGUGUUGUGUAAAGUAAUAAUAAUUAUUAUUAAUAUAUAAUAUUAUUUUAUGUAUUGUGUGUGUACCGUGUUUUUACUACAAUCGUCAGCGAUCGCAAUUAUUCGGUUUGGGUAUUUCAUUUAAUUAUUGAAUAUUAUAUGUAUUUUUUAAGUGCCAAUUAGUCAGUUAAAGGUCAAUUGCCAAAUGGAUAGGCAGAACAUUGACUUGAAAACUUAUCCGACU